UGCCGGAAAUUUCAUUCUAGUAAAUUCGAGCGUGUGAGUUGGGUCGAUACAGUAAUUAUUCACAAGCGAAAUAUUUUAAGAGUUUAUUUACAAACAAAACAACGAGGAUGGCCUUUAUGAUGCCGGUAGUGAAGAACGAUUGGGACAUUUACAAGUCCAAUCGUGUUAGAAGAACUUCAGAGUGCACUGGUCCGUCGUCUUGCAGAUCGCGAAAAGUGUCGGAAUGUCGGUCAGAAGGGCCGAGCAGUUUGUCGACUUCUCCUGGUUCCGAUUUCAUGACCUCGCCUACACAUCGGUCCGUGCCAGACAAAAUGUCCUCGAGGCAAUACACCCGAUCGGGUUCUAGAACGAGCUCGAACAGUCUUCAAAGUCCUGUGAAAAGUACGUCGUCUUCGCCGCCGAAAAACAACUCGUCAACAAGUCUCAACAAGUUCCAUAAUAGGUUGUUGGAUAAGUUGAAGAAGUCGAUGAAAACGAAGGAUAAAAGUGAGGAAAGAACGAGUGCUUGAAACACGGCGAUUAAGAAAAACACCUCCUAGUGAAUGAAGUUUUUGUUUUUAGUGUUGGCCGACCGGGACAUUAAAAAUGGCUUUAUGUGGACAAAAAGUUUGAGCUAAUACAUUAUUCGUUCAGGUAUUUUGCAAAUCGAUAUAUGUUUCCUGUGAUACGUAGGAGUUACAUGUAUAUUUAGUAGCUUUGAUAUCUCGGUCAUCGGGUAGAGAAUUUGCGGAACGACGAAUUUUCUUUUAUUUCGAGCAAAAAUUGGAAAUGAGUCAUUCAAAAUUACACAUCAAGCAUUUGUCUGUUGUGGGCGUAUGCACAUUCAAUUGUGCAUAGCAUAGGAAUCGCAAUCAUUUCGUCGUUCCCAAAUUAAAAGUUUGCCUAAUCUUCGAUUUUUCGAAGACGAUUGACUUAAAAUUUUGUAAGACUGGAUAAAUGGAGGAUAUUUUAAUAAAAUAUACUUAAUUAUUAAAUAAUUCGCUUGUUGCAAAGAUAUUAUAUUAGUAUAGUUUAUUUAGAUGAUGAUCUUGACAUAGAGGGAAAGUGCACCAAUAUCACCACUGCCCUCCUUUAGAGUUUUUUUGUACCACAUUCCAAAUAAAAAGGGAGUACCUAUAUUGUAGUUCAUAUCGUACCAAAUCACAUAAAAAAUAAUAUAAAUUAUAUUGCGGUUGUGUAACAUAAAUUAUUGAUAUUUUCAAAUGCGAAUUGUCAAACUAUAUAUAUUCAUGUUGAAACCACUUUGUAUUGGUAAAAGUUUUUAAAAAAUAAA
This is a messenger RNA of Cylas formicarius (sweet potato weevil), 1273 nucleotides long. RefSeq lists its product as uncharacterized. Lineage: Eukaryota; Metazoa; Arthropoda; Insecta; Coleoptera; Brentidae. The transcript has a single exon. Bases 108 to 509 code for a protein of 133 amino acids. The record is from RefSeq and is a predicted model, not a curated record.